Messenger RNA from Paramecium pentaurelia, 1127 nucleotides. Lineage: Eukaryota; Ciliophora; Oligohymenophorea; Peniculida; Parameciidae. The record is from the annotation of a GenBank genome assembly.
AUGAUACCCUCUACUCGAAUUUGUAUAGCACCAAAUUGUUAGGCAUCAUCCCGAUUAAUUUAAUCUAUAAAAGAGCUUGAUUAUCAUAAAGGCCAUAGUUCCUCCAGUCUUGGAUAACUCACUAAGAAAUUAAAGGAUGUCAUACCUGAAUUUCCAAUCACUGCAAGUACUAAAUAAAUUAUUGAAUCUAAAUUUCAAAUCAUUUAGGAAUAUUUACAAAAGAAAUAAGAAAUAUAUUAGAAGUAUAAUUUCAAAAAUAUAUUUAAUAAAGAAAAUGUGAAAAAUAUGAAUUGAUUGAGGCAGCAUCAAAAUUUAUCAAUUCUGAAUACUCCUUAUUAAAUGAAAGAGCUAUAGAUUUAAUAGUCAAAGCAUUACCUAAUAACAUUUCUGAAACCCUAGAAUUACAAACAACUCAAUAUUGUGAAUUACAAAUUCAAAUUUAAAAAGAAUUAGAUGAUUUAUUUCUUUUAAUUAGUGCAGAUACAAAAUAAGAAUCUAUUUAACCAGUUCAAUAAGUUUAAUCACCAAAAAAGAAACUAUCCUAAAUUCAAACUGCAGCCAUACCAAUUGCAAUAACAGAGAAACCCUAAUUCAUUAAGAUGCCAUAAGCUUAUGAUUAACUUUCCAAAUUUGAAAUUCUCAAUCAAAAAGCAAAACAUUUAGAAGGAUGUAUAUCUAAAAUUUAAUACUAGAUCCUUCCUUUGUUAUGACUAACUAAUUACUUAAAGAGGGAAGUUAAAUUAGAUUUGAAAUUGUUAAAAUAUAAAGUGAUUAUGUAGGAAUAGGUAUAGGAGCGAUGGAGAGAGCAUCAAUUGAAAAAAAUGGUUUGAUUCUUACUGGAGAAUAACUUUAAACAUAAGGUCAUGGUGUAUAUAUGAAUUUUAAUGAUAAAUGUAUUUAUCAUAGUGAAAUUGAAAAUGGAGCAGUUUAAGGAAAAGAUAAAGGAAUUUCAUUUUAAGAUGGGGAUAAAAGUAUUAUAAAUUAUUAUUAUAGUUCUUUGCACUUAUUCAUAAGGACAAUUGACCUUUUAAAAUUUGAAAACAAACUCCUCAUAUUCAAUGAAAAUUAAUUUAACAGAUAUUAUAUUUAUUGUUUGGUUAGACUUGAGUGAAAUUAAAAUUAUUUGA